AUGGCGACGCGCGUGGCCACCUCCACUCUCGACCCCGCUGACGAUGUGUUCGCCGCCGUCUGGGCCGACACCCACCCGCAGGCGGGUCCCCACCCCUCGCACCCAUACGCUCCCUCCCCCUCCGCCUCUACCUCCCAACCCCAGGUGCACUCUCACUCCGCCUCCGCCUCGUCCUCCGCCCUCCGGAGAAACGAUACCUCGAAGCGCAGACGCGGCUCUGACACCCUCGCCCGCCGCGGACGCAUCGACCACCCGUCUCCCGACCGGGACGGCGACGCUCCCCCGAGCCCCAUUCACGGCCGCUCCCGGACGCUCGACGACCACGCUAGCGCAGGGGGCUACUGGCUUGCGAAGCAGGGCUCGAUGAACACGCCCCAUCACCCGCUCAAGCACUCGUCAAGCCGGGCGUCGACGAGCGAGCACGGCACCCGCCCGUCGAUGCGACGCGUGCUGACCACGAACGGUGCCAAAGACGAUGUGCCGGAUAGUCCGGUGGAUACCGGGGCGGACUCGAAUGCGAACGACCGGGAGACUUUGGUGAUCGUGCAUGAGGUCCAACCGAAAGAUUCAUUGGCAGGCGUCGCCCUCAAAUACGGCAUUACCCUGCCUGAACUUCGGCGCGCGAACCAGAUGUGGACAUCAGACUCGAUACACCUCCGCAAGGUGCUCUAUAUCCCAGUAGACAAGACCCGUCAGGCAUUACACCUUAGAGGCGCCCUCAUAGAUCUCACCACACGGGCCGCCGCCGACGGCCAACCGCUCUCCUCGUACCCGGAUUCCCAAGAGCGCUCCAGCAGCCCACCCUCCCAACCUCUCAUCUCUCUCGACGACAGUCCCAAAGCCGCCAACUCUGACCUCCCGGACAUCGGCAAGCUUACCAUACGGCGAGUACCCGCCUCCCAGCUUUCCUACUUCCCCCCACCCGCCCACCCUUCGCCCAUGCUCGAGUCCACGCGCCGCCUCCCCGCCUUCUCCUCCGCCGCCACGCUCCCCACCGCGCUCGGCCGCCCCAAACGCAGCCGCUCCGCGCUCCCCUCCGGCUUCAGCGGCGCCGGCGCUUCCGCAGCCGCCCCGCCGCCCUCCGCGUUUCAAGGCCUGCUCGACGCCUUCGCGUCCAGCCUGCAGCGCUCCGCGGCGGCGAAGCCCCACCCGCACGCGCCCGCGCAGCUCUUCGGCGCGCCCUCGCUCGCCGCGCGCCUCAGCCUCGACUCCGCGCCCCCAAGCGGGACGCCGUCGAGCACGAGCGACGAGCUCGACUGGGAGCACGAGCUUGAGGACGUCACUCGCUCCCGCCGGAAGCACGCCGGGCCCAGCGGGGGUGCGAGCGGUGGGGCCGGCGUCGCGAUCCCGCGCCCCCGCGCCCCCGCGGAGGACCGCCGGGCGGCGUCCGCGAGCCUGAACGACGCGCCCGCGGGCGCGCUCCGGCGCGCGGGCGAGCGCGACGGCGUCGAGCUCGACGCGUGGCGGCCCCCGACGCACCCGACGCACCGGCGGAACGGGUGCGGGAGCGACGAGCCGCGCGGGCGCGCGGGGGUCGUGCCGUACACGGAGACGGACGCGGAGACGGAAGAGGAUGGCGGGGGCGGAGGCGCGGUGCUCCGCGCGCGCGGGGCGGAGUGGGGGUCCCCGAAGAAGACGCGGGGCGGGUCGCGGAGCGCGGUGCGCACGGCGCAGAUGGAGCCUUCCCCAGGGAUGCAGCUGCCUGCGAUGGCACCGAAGCGGGUGGGGACGCAGGCGUAG
Epithele typhae is the source of this 1740-nucleotide messenger RNA. RefSeq lists its product as uncharacterized. The record is from RefSeq and is a predicted model, not a curated record. The transcript has 2 exons. The coding region runs from base 1 to 1740 and encodes 579 amino acids. Lineage: Eukaryota; Fungi; Basidiomycota; Agaricomycetes; Polyporales; Epitheliaceae.